AAGCAUCACACCUAACCCCACUCAAUUUUGAUUGGCUGGAUAUUAGAAUUAUCAAUUCCCUUAUUUUUUUUAUCCUUAUCUUUUGGUAUAAAUAACCAGGUGGUAUAUGACACGCGACAAUUAACACUCGUUUAUUGUAGUCAAAAUGGUCAUGGAUUCAGAAAUCAGUUUUCCAGCUAGACAGUUAUUCACAUGUUCCAGCAAUUGUACGAUGGAUAAGACACUUUUUACCAAAAGAAGGCAACAGGAAGCUGAUAACGCUAUGAAGUCAUCGACUGAGCGAUUUCAAAGGAUGUAUGACAUUAAUAUUAACUGUUUCACACCAAAUUAUGCAUCGGAAACGCCAUCACCCAUAUCUGAUUAUGCACACUUUAACGGGACAAUGAAAAAUUUACCUAAAUGUUUAUCAACUCCGGCAGUUAUCGCUGAAAACAAUGAUACUAAGAGCAGUAAUUCAUGUGAUCGCUGGCAAUGGGAGCUGAUAAGUACAAAAAAUCAAUAUAUACCAUCGUUUUAUUUGGGCAAACAAUGCCAUUCAGAUACUUGUGUCUCAAUAGAUCAGCAUGACAGUACCCAAGUGCUCCAAACACCAAUAAAACAAAUACGUUAUGCGAAAGCAAGUAAAGUGAAGAAGGGAACAAAUGAACUUUUGACCUCACAACAUAGCAAUUUAUUGAAAAGUAAUGUAGAGAAUUCAAAGAAAAAUAAACUUAUAUCGGCCAAAAUUAACUCAUGGAAUUUACCUGUGAAAAAAUGGCCUCAAAAUCUUGCUCACACUGUAAAACAUACACUUUUAAAUCAUGUUUUGGAACGAUCAUAUUCACUUACGACGUUAAAUACUUCUACAUUAAACAAAUUAAAUGUAUCGAAUUCGAUUAUUUCAUAUAGAACUGUGAAUUCACUUCAGGAACUACUAGUUAAUGAAUCAGUACCCUUUAAUUCAUACACAAAAUAUGGAAUUCGUAAACAUGAAACACCAGAAAGUGGGAAAAUCGCCUAUCCUAUUACGAAAUAUAGACAAACAACGUUACUAGAAAUCCUUCCUAAAUGGCGUGAGCAGGCAGAGAAACUACAUUUAUCAGAACAAACAAUAUUGUAACUUUAUUGAUAUAUAAAUGUCAAAAAUCUAUUGAAAACAUGUUUUUCUUAGGUAAUCAACUGGCUUCAUUUCUUUACGGAAUGUGAUGUGGCGUCUCAAUAUGUACAAAUUAAACAAAUGUCUUUCAAAAUGUUCAUUAAUGAAAAGUGAUUGUUAUAAUUAUCAGUAGUAUAAUGAUGACAAGAUCAAUAUGAUAACAAUCAAAUAAGAUAGUCUAUUACUCAUUAAAUAUUCAAUUAUUAUCUGUUUCAAUACUCAAAUCUAAUACUGUUCUCUCCAUAUUGUCAAUAAAAACUUUGAUGAUACAAAUAAUAUAUAGGGAAAGAUUAUUCAACCCUCCCCGUCUAAUGAUUAACAAUAUACUGAGAUCUGAUUACUUUCAUGUACAUAAAUGAAGAAUAACUAUAAUGAUUUGUAAAUAUUAUGCUUUUUUCCAUACCUGUACUUUUGUUAAAUUUAUCUGUAUAAUAUUUGAAUAAUUAUUGAAAUAAACUUUAAUUAAACC
Messenger RNA from Schistosoma guineensis, 1604 nucleotides. The record is from the annotation of a GenBank genome assembly. NCBI's taxonomy places the organism in Eukaryota, Metazoa, Platyhelminthes, Trematoda, Strigeidida, Schistosomatidae.